AUGUCUAACCAAGGUAGUAAACCCUAUAGAUAUUUCAAGUGUUGGAGCAGUGAUCCAUCUGUUAGGGAAGUUAUCAAUAAUGCUUACUCUAAAUAUGUUAGAGGCUCUUAUACAUACAAAUUAGCUAACAGACUUAGGUUUGUUAAACAUGAUCUUAAACUCUGGAAUGUUCAACAUUUUGGCAAUAUUGAUCAUAAGGUUAAAACUCUUAAUAAUCAACUCAAUGACCUGAUUAAACUUCCUUAUUCCUCUGAGAAUGUGGAAUUGAUUAAACAAGUAGAGUUUGACCUAAAACACUGGCAAAAAAUUCAAGAAGAAUUCUAUGCUCAGAAAUCUAGACAAGAGUACUUUAAAUGUUUUGAUAGAAAUACUGGAUUUUACCAUAAUUAUGCAAAUAGAAGGAAGCACUUUAACCAUAUUAGUGUACUUAAAUUGUAUAAUGGGCAGUGGGAUAAUGAUAGAGUUGAUCUUAAAACCCUCUUGGUAAAUCAUUUCAGUUCUAUAGGGACAACUUCUAAUCCUUACAGAAAUACUGAACUUCUCAACUGCAUAGACCCUUGUAUUUCAGAUAUUGAUAAUCUGACUCUGCUUAGACCAGUUAAUAAGCAGAAAAUUAUUGAUACCAUAAACCAAAUGACACCCUGGACUUCCCUAGGGCCCGAUGUUUUUCCACCUGGGUAUCUAAUUCAUGCUGAAGAGAAUAAUCUUAUUCACGGCAUUAAAGAAUUUAGUAUGGCUUCUGGACAGGUGAUUAACCUUCAAAAAUCUGGAUGUUUCUUUAGUAAUAAUGUUCAUCAUGAUCAUGCUUUCUCUCUUAUAAAUAAUUUAAAAGUCAAGAAGAUUGCAUUGAAUGAAAAAUAUUUAGGCCUUCCCCUUUUUAUAACUAGGUCUUUAUCUGAUUCUUUUAACUAUCUCAAUGAUCAUUUUGAUAAAAGGGUUGCUAAGUGGAAAGGUAAGCAUUUUAACCAGGCUGGUAGAUCUGUUGUGGUCCAAAAUGUGCUAAAAUCUUCUCCUAUUUAUCACAUGCACACUUUUACAAUUCUUGAUAGUAUUAUUAAUAGUAUGGAAUCUUCCCAAAGGUAUUUCUGUUGGGGUAAGUCUAGAACAGGGGGUAUUUAUUUUAGAUCUUGGCCUAGAAUUUGUACUCAUAAAUAUCAAGGUGGAUUAGGCUUUCGAAAUCUUAAGCAUGUCAACUUGUUUCUUUUAUCUAAAACUGCCUGGAAGCUGAUUCACAAUCCUAAUGAUAUGUGGGUGGUCAUUCUUAGAUGCAAAUACUUUGAAAAUUGUCAUCCCCUUCACUACUCUAAGAAGGGUGAUUAUUCCUGGGCUUGGAGGAGUAUUAGUCGUGGUUUAGAUUUCAUUUUGAAACAUUCUAUUUGGAAAGUUAAGGAUGGUAAGAGUAUUUGUGCAUUUAGAGAUAGAUGGAUUCCUGAUUCUUGUGAGCCUAUGUUUGUUGCUAAUCCCAAUCCAAACCUUAAUUUCUCUGCUUUCAUAGAUAAUGAAACUAAAUCAAGGAACUCUGAACUUGUUAGAGAAUUUUUCAUUCCUAACAAUACUAAGAAUAUCCUUGAUUCUAGGAUCCCUCUUUCAUGGAGUGAUAGACUUAUUUGGCCUCAUUCUAAAAAUGGCCAGUUCACUGUUAAAUCUACAUGUAAAGUCAUUUCCGGCCAGAUUGAUUAUAUGAAUAAUGUUCAAAGUAGUAACCCUUUCUAUAAAGCGUUAUGGAGAUUCUCGGUCCUUCCUAAUGUUAAGAUAUUCAUAUGGAAGUGCCAUGAGAACAUCCUCCCUUCCAACUCUGUGCUUGCCAGGUUUGUUAAUAGAGAUAACAAUGCUUGUAGUAUGUGUAACUCUGACUCUCUUGAAACUCCUGUGCAUAUACUCUUACAUUGCCUGUUUGGCAAGUCAGUAUGGUCUCUAACCCCAUAUGCUGACAUUAUAGCGAAAGAUAACAAUUCUUCUAUCAACCUACAGACAAGGUUGUCAAAUGGAUUACUGACAACAGUUUGA
Messenger RNA from Papaver somniferum (opium poppy), 2007 nucleotides. RefSeq lists its product as uncharacterized. The transcript is spliced from 3 exons. The coding region runs from base 1 to 2007 and encodes 668 amino acids. NCBI's taxonomy places the organism in Eukaryota, Viridiplantae, Streptophyta, Magnoliopsida, Ranunculales, Papaveraceae. The record is from RefSeq and is a predicted model, not a curated record.